Lampris incognitus (smalleye Pacific opah) is the source of this 5191-nucleotide messenger RNA. RefSeq names its product CAP-GLY domain containing linker protein 2 (gene clip2). Gene Ontology annotation, biological process: cytoplasmic microtubule organization. Bases 849 to 3908 code for a protein of 1019 amino acids. The record is from RefSeq and is a predicted model, not a curated record. The transcript has 18 exons. NCBI's taxonomy places the organism in Eukaryota, Metazoa, Chordata, Actinopteri, Lampriformes, Lampridae. Gene Ontology annotation, molecular function: microtubule plus-end binding. Gene Ontology annotation, cellular component: nucleus; cytoplasm; microtubule plus-end.
UUGGCGUUUACGUACGAGUUUGUCGCCGUCGCAUUGUCGCUUAGAGCGAUGCAGAUUCACUUUGACGCUCUUACGACCUGCUUUUUUGUGUGACAGGUGUGUGAAAUUAACUGUUUUGAAAGAAGAAAUAAGUGCAAACACGUACCGCUGGUCUACGAUCUGCUUUCAUCUUUCCCACAGGAGCGUCCCUUUGUUCGGUCUAACCAAGUGGGCUGAGUCAGACAGAGGCUAACAGCCUGACAAAUCUAUGCGACCGUGCUAACGACAAGAUCGAGAGGAAAAAUCUACAAAAAAAAGACAUAAAGGGAUCUACAAUACUUAGCGAGUGAACGUCUUUUGAGACCCCCUAAAAACGAAAGUUUGUUUGAAUGUUGCUGAUGCUGCGCCUCCAUUCGGAAGCGGCGUGGACCCGUCCGGCUUUGUCUCACCAUACACUGACAAUUGGCAAAAGUACGUGGUGUUUUCUUUGAACGCGGCGUCAUCAGAAUGAACCGUCAGGCAAACCGCUAAGCCAUCUUUCGGUCAAUCGCUGACAGUGUGCGGUUCGCAUCAUCCAUCCAUCCACACGCGCACACACACACAGCUCCGAUCCACACUCUCCCUUUCUGUCUCGGCUCAGCAUCCAUAUUUGCAUCCCAGGGAGUGGCAGCCCUAACCCCUUUCCUCAAGGCAGGGGGAAAAAAAUUGAAAGUUUGCCGGUUCCCGUGCGGCCUCUGACACUAAUCUUAUAAAAGGAAGCUAAACAUGGAGAGAAAGAGCCACCAUUUUCACAUCUAGUGCCUGAUCCACAAGCCUUUAACACCCCGGAACAAGUUGUCAGCUCCUGGCCACCUCUCUACAACUGUGGAAUGAAUAUGCUGAAAUCCAGCGGACUUAAAAUCCCUGGCCGGGGGCCAAAACAUUCCAGCCCAGUGGGAAGGACCUCAGCUGGGGGAACUUCCUGCCCUGUUGUCUCCAAAGACAACCCCCCACACAAGCCUACCACACCAACUAAGCUCUCCGAAGUGGGUGACGAAGUUUUGGGAGAUUAUACAGUGGGCGAACAGGUCUGGGUCAAUGGUGUCAAGCCAGGAGUCAUUGCCUACCUAGGGGAAACCCAGUUUGCCCCAGGACAGUGGGCCGGGGUGGUACUAAACGACCCAGUUGGCAAAAACGACGGUUCCGUGGGUGGCGUACGCUACUUUGAGUGCCAGCCACUCCAGGGCAUCUUCACACGGCCCUCAAAGCUCACCCGACAGUUGGUUGGAGAGGGAAGCGACAGCCACUCCACCGACUCACAGAUGACCCAGAGCCAACCUCAGCACGGAAGCAGCAGUGCCCCCACUGGCCAGCGGGUAGUAGUGCCUCUCAGAGAGGGCCUGCUCAAUAGCACAGUGAAAACAGGAAAUGAAUCUGGGUCCAACAUGUCCGACAGCGGCUCAGUCAAGAAAGGCGGGGACAAGGAUCUUCGAGUUGGAGAUCGUGUCUUGGUAGGGGGCACUAAGAUGGGAGUGGUGCGCUACAUGGGUGAGACUGACUUUGCCAAGGGUGAGUGGUGUGGGGUGGAGCUGGAUGAGCCUUUGGGGAAGAAUGAUGGUGCAGUAGCUGGCACAAGGUACUUUCAGUGCCUUCCCAAGUUUGGCCUGUUUGCCCCAAUCCACAAGGUGAUCCGCAUCGGCUUCCCCUCCACCAGCCCGGCCAAAGCCAAGAAGAGUAAGCGGAUGGCCAUGGGGGUUUCCUCCCUGGCCCACAGCCCCAGCAGCUCCUCCAUCAGCUCUGUCAGCUCUGUGGCCUCUUCUGUGGGUGGACGGCCCAGUCGUGCUGGAUUGUUAACAGAGACAUCGUCGCGCUACGCCCGCAAGAUCUCAGGUACCACAGCCCUGCAGGAGGCGCUGAAGGAGAAGCAGCAGCACAUCGAACAGCUGCUGGCAGAGAGGGACUUGGAGCGCGCUGAGGUGGCCAAGGCCACCAGCCACAUCUGUGAGGUGGAGAAGGAGCUCAGCAUUCUGAAGGCCCAGCACAUGCAGUAUGUGACAGAGAAUGAGAGCACCCUUCAACAAGUCAAAACUCUGCUGGCCAGCACACAGAAAGACAAAGUGGAAUUGGCCAAUCAGCUUGAAGAAGAGAAAAGGAAAGUGGAGGACCUUCAGUUCCGAGUGGAGGAGGAGUCCAUUACCAAAGGAGACCUGGAGGGAAGUGGCACACAUGAUGCAGGUUCCUUGAGGUUGGGUAAGAGAACCAAGCAAACCACGGUUGAGGAAAAGAGCCGUAUCAUGCAGCUGGAGGAGGAGCUAACCCUGAGGCGAGUAGAAAUCGAGAACCUCCAAGCUCAGCUCAGAGGUACCCAGUCUGGCUCUCAGCAAACCAGCAUCGAUGACGGCACCGCUGAGCCAGGAACCCAGCAAGAGACCCUUCUCCUCCGGCAGCAGCUGCUAUCGGCAGGGCGUGAGCACUACAAGGAGAGCAGUGAGCUGAAGGAGAAGUAUGAAGAUGCCUUGGCGGUGAGCCAGCAGCAGAUUGACACGCUCAAGGCUGUGGUGGAGAAACAAAACCAAGAGAUCAGUGAGCUGAAGCAGAAGGUCCAACAGGCCACCAAGGAAAACAUGGAAAUGAUGGACAGCUGGAAGGAAAAACUCGACUCACUAGUCACUGACCACCAGCGCUCAUUGGAAGAGCUGAAAGCCUCAUUGACAAGUGACCGUACUUCAUCCUCAGGCCAGGAGAGGGAUCCCCAGGAGCUUCGAAGUGCCCUGGAGAGCCUGAAACUGGAGCAUCAGCUAGAGAUUGAGAAUCUCAAGGCCAAGCACAAGAUCGAGGCAGCUGUUCUGACCAAGGAGCGAGAGGACCUCUGCACACGGCUCCAGGAAGCCAAGGACCAGCUCAACGACAGCAGUCAUGCUUGGAGGAGCCAGGAUGAGGCCAAAACCAAUAACCAGCCACAGGAACUGAAGGAGGCCGUAGAAAAGCUGCAGAAGGCUGAACAGAGGCUGGCAGAGUCGGAGAAGCUUCAGAAGGAGCAGGACAGAGCCCGAGAGGAGCUAAGAGAGAGGCUGGAGCUGUCAGAAAAGAAGAUGUCCGACUACCAGGCUUUACAGAAAGCCAAUGCAGAGAGCAGAGAGGAGAUCCAGAGCCUGGAGGAGAAACUGAGAGUGACAGCAAACCAGCUCCAGGCCAUAGAGGCAGACCGCUACACAUCCAAUGAUGCAAAUGUGAUAGAGGAUAAUGAAAUCUCUGAUGAAAAGAUGUCACUGAAACAAAAUAUUGAAGAAACGAUGGAGAAGCUAGUGAAAAGGGAAAAGGAGGUCUCCACUCUAUCUUCACAAGUUGAUGCGCUCAAAUCACAAAUUACUGCGUUGGAGGGCAAAGUUCGCUCAGGGGAAAAAAAAGCAGAUAUCCUCACCAAGGAGAAGAUGCGUCUGGAGACAGACCUUGAGUCCAUGACCAAAAAGUCCCAUGAUGCUUCUGGACAGCUGGUCAUCAUUAGCCAGGAGCUACUGAAAAAAGAGAGGAGUUUGAAUGAGUUAAGGGUGUUACUUCUGGAUUCACACCGCCACUCCCGAGAAAUGGAUAGGGAGCUUAGCCGAGAGGUGCACAAGGCUGAGUGGAAGAUCAAGGAGCAGAAGCUGCAGGACGAUAUCAAGACCCUGCGUGAGAAACUCCUUCUACUGGGUCGUGAACGGUCCUCCCCGGACCACCGGCGGUACUCCAUGCUGGAUCCCUCAGCCCUAGACUCUGAGGUGAACCAACUGCGCCAGCGGCUGCUUAGCACCGAGGAUGCCCUGCGGUCCGCCUUGGAACACAAUCAGCAAGUUGACCAGCUGGUCCAGGCCAUGCGCAGGCACCCAGACAAAAGCCCGAUGCAGGGAGCAAAUUCAGCCAAUGGAAUACACCAAGAAGAUUCAGAUGUAACUCAAGAUGAACAACACUGAUAUGAGAAGAGGAGGGAAGCCUAAAUGGGCGACACAAGAGUUGCAUUUGAAAGAAAAAACCAGUAUGACAUUUAGCCUAAAGCUGCGGUGGACUCCUGAAGAUUUUUUUUCUCAAUUUAGUGUUAAUACCAAAACAGCAACCCUCUAUUUCAAGUGAAUUUGUGUUGCAUUACACAUGUUAGCCAAUCAUGAAGACAGAUCAAGGUACUAUAAAGUAUAGUCCAGGGAUGGACUUGGAGUCAAAGAGAUAUUGAUACAGUGUUGAGCACAUACGGCAACUUUGUGUGCUUUAUGACAGUUAGAGAGCUUAAAUGUAAGAGUUGCUGGGACAAUUUAGGAUUUUGUCCCAGAAGGCAAACAAAUGGUGGGCAGUGCUGUGGAGAACUAAAAAAUUGUGUCUCUGAUGCCCUGUUUAUUUAUUACUUUUACUUUGCUUUGUAAUAAUGUUCUGUAGAUAAGCUGUUUUGGCCAGUGACAGCCACUGUCAAGCCACACUACAUUGUCAGACUCUGCGGAGUAGUCUAUGAAGACUAAAGAUUUAUAUUAAUGAAAGUGGGAAGCCUGCUGAAUUCAUUUCAGACUUAGGUCUGUGUCUAUAGAAUGAAUUUAUGAAAAUUUUCCAGAUUUGUGCAUUCGCUAAAAACUCAGUCAGUCCAUCUUUGUACUAUUGCACCUCUUAGCUAUCAGUAAUAAUCAAUUCUUAUUUUCUGUGCACUAGCAUUAUGUAUUGUUACAUCAGACUCCAUACAUAUACGAUUAUUAACUAGGUAUGCGGUAUCAGAUAAAAGCCCUGUGAUGCUGAAACAGCUACAGCAAGAUGUUAUAGAAUUAUUUGGCCUUUUCUUGAGUCAGGCUACAAAAGGGCUAUUAAAAGUUUGAAACCCAAAGCUUAGAUGUUCAAUUAUUUGUUGCCACAGUUCGGCACAAUCUGGACUUAAUUAUAAAAAAAAAACAUGAUCAUAAUACAGCAUUUGUUCAGUAAGUCUUCCAAAUAGUUACAUUCCUUUUAAAAACUAAUGUAGGAGAUCCCAACUGUAGUCAGAUGCUUGACUAGUCACAAUUGACCGCACCAUUGCUUCAGGAGAGAACAUUGCACAGUGGUGAGUGGCAACGAAUUAAAGUUGGAAGUGAUAAUUCCUGGACAAAAAAAAAAAGUGUAGGGCCAGUGGUCAGUGAAAAUUAAAUAUUCCAUUAGAUAAUGUACAUGGCCUUUCCAGAUGGAAGAUUCAUACCCUUGAUUAUUGCUGCAAUGAUUUCGGAGACUGAGUCAUUAAAUAUUAACA